AUUUAAAUCAGGAAGCAAAAGGGAGUUUAAAAAAUAAAUAAGAAAUGAGUAACCUAGAAACUAUUAUCUUCACCAUUGUAGCUGCUCUCUUCUUCCUAGUGGUCUUUCUUGGCCACUGGUUGCUAAGAGGUCAGUUUUAUCAAACAUCGGCAAAUGAUCUUAUACCAAGACUUCAAUAUUAUACAAAUUCAAUAUGGUCAGGAUAUAACCACUUUGUAUUUUGGUUCGGUUGGGAAUUCCUUUGGGUAAUUGCUGCUGGAUUUUAUGCUAAGUUUAACAGAGCCUCAUCCGCAUUCCUGCUCACAUCUACUUGCAAAUUCAUAGUGUUCAUAUCUCUUCUUAAAAUGUUUUGGAAUGAUCCUGCUCCAUACAUGGACAAAGAUCUUAUCCGUGCCGGAAAAUGUAAUCAGGACACCUUCCAGACUCCAUCCCUUGAGGUUUCUGUUGCAGCUUUUGCUUACAGUAUGAUGUUCUACCUUGCUUAUGACUGGAUUGACAUUGUGAGACCAAGAGUAAAGGGGAAUGAUGGAAACAAUAUCCAAGGUGAUAAUAAUCAAGCUUCAUAUGAAGAUGAAGCCAAUGAGUUCUUCCUUCAUGAAUCGUCUGACUACCAAAGGACAAAGGCUAACGAUUUUUCAUUCUGGGCUAUCCUUGCUCUUAUCCUAUUUGGUGUAUUCAUGAUUGCUUAUGCAGCAAUGUACUUUGGAAUCAAUAGUCUAGAUCAAGUAUUCUACGGUAUGUUCUUGGCUUAUGGAAUCUUCUGUGUGGUAUACUUCUUUGUGAAGGACUGGGCAAUUCAUAGAUACAUCCUCAUCUCAGAGAAGAUGAUCCCUGUCUCUAAGAUUGUUAUAACUUCAGUGCAACAAAUAGUACUAAUUGUGCUCUUGAUAAUUGUUGCUAGGAUUUAUUAUGGCUUCCAAACAAAUGGAUUCACUGUAAACCCUCACUGGAAAUCAGAGCAUGCUGACAAGUGUAAAAUACUAUCUUUCCCAGGCUUCUUCGAUAAGGAAAUGGGAAGAAUUUAUAACUUCCUCUUCCUAGAUCUCGGAAUUAUCAUUGGAUUGGUGUUUGACUCACUCAUUCUUGGAGGGACAAGAGUUGACUACAACCAACUUAGAGAGUCAGAAGACCGUAACUCUCUCGUAGGAUUCAUUUUCAGAUUUAUUAUGACUGUCGGAUGGAUCAUCGCCUGCAUCAUCGGAAUGGAUUACUUAUUGGGCAUGCUCGUUCACCAUUGGCUGUUUAUUAUAGCUAUACCAUAUUUCGUGUGCGGAUUCGGAUUGUUCACAUUCAUCAAGUACAUUUUUGAGGUUGUGGGAGCAACCAGACCAGAGAUCCAUCCAAUUCUGGAAAUAAAGUCAGUUGAAUUGAGAAUAGAAGACUAAAAUUAUGAAAACUGUGAUUCAAAUCUGUUGAAUUAA
Molecule: messenger RNA, 1421 nt
Organism: Moneuplotes crassus
Lineage: Eukaryota; Ciliophora; Spirotrichea; Euplotida; Euplotidae
Source: the annotation of a GenBank genome assembly